AAAUAAAUUAAUAUGAUAAGAGGAUUAAGAUUGCUGUAAAUGAGACCUAUCUUUUAUUUUGCUGCAGAUAAGACUCCAGCAACAACUUAAGGGAAAUAAUAAUAAGCAAAACCCAUUUAAGUUUAUAAAGAUGGAUAAUUGAUUACAAAGAAUUAUCUCUAAUUGAAGAAAUCAUAAGAUAUUGAAGGAUAUGUUUUAAGUUUGGUUAAGAAUUAUUAUAGAACUACUAAUAAAGUAAUAAAUAAUGAUAAUUAAUAAGUCAGCCUUAAAUUUAGAUUCAGAAUUGGAAUAACAUGGAUUAGAUAGUUUAGAUUCGAUUGAAUUGUCUAUGCAAGUAAUCUAAUAAUGAUAUAAAUUUAGAUUGAGGAAGAUUUAGGAUAUGUUAUCUCAGCUGAAACACUUCCAGUCUUGAAUAAGGUUAGACACUAUGUUAAUUACAUUAAAUAAGUUGAGCAAUAUAAAGUGGAAAAUAAUUCUGUUCCAUUAGCAUGAUGAAUAUCAAUAUGCAUAUUAAGUAUUAAUAAAAAAAUUAUUAUGAGAG
This is a messenger RNA of Paramecium sonneborni, 541 nucleotides long. NCBI's taxonomy places the organism in Eukaryota, Ciliophora, Oligohymenophorea, Peniculida, Parameciidae. The record is from the annotation of a GenBank genome assembly.